Molecule: messenger RNA, 4347 nt
Organism: Botrytis byssoidea
Lineage: Eukaryota; Fungi; Ascomycota; Leotiomycetes; Helotiales; Sclerotiniaceae
Exons: 4
Coding region: 1-4347 (1448 amino acids)
Biological process (GO): protein transport
Source: RefSeq, a predicted model, not a curated record
AUGGCAGCAGGUAGUAAUGGAAAGGUGGUGGAAGCCAAACAAAAUGGUUUAAAUGGCCACACCAAAGUGGUUCCCACUUCGCCGGCAGCAAAGAGCGAAAAGAAGAUCAAGAAGAAGAGAUCCGGAUUCUUCAGUUUCGCUACUAUUACACGGAUCUUAACAUGGUACUCGAUAAUUACAAUCUUCCUACGAUGUCCUGCGAACCUCGACCUCGUUACAGAUACCUCUCCUCAAAUCUGCAAACCUUAUUUUCAACUACGAUCUGUAUUGGUGCCUCAUUUCGAACCAUAUUACAACUCAUAUGCCGCACCAUAUGUGAAUGCUGCAAAGCCGUAUUAUCAUUCCGUUGACCAGAAAAUCAUUGCACCUGUAACUGCUCUUGGUAUGAAAUAUGGUGCACCAAGAGUGGCACAGGUACAAGCAUAUGGUAAAGCUCAAUGGGACAAGACCUUGCAACCAGAGGUAUCCAAAUAUCAGAGUCUUGCGAAGGCCAAAUACGAUCAAACAUUGGCUCCACAUUGGAAUAAAGUCACUGCUGCGAGUGGACCAUACUUUGAUCUGGCCAAAACAAAUGCUGCGCAAACAUAUCAUGAACACAUCGUUCCAACUUUCAAUAUUGUACAGCCAUAUGCCAUUCAGGGCUAUGGGUACGCAAAUGAUUUCGUUGUAGGCACUGGAGUUCCAUAUACAAAGUGGGCCUUGACUUCGACCGGGGUAUUUUUGGAUAGAAAGGUCUGGCCCAAAUUGAGGAUCUUGUAUGGCGAGAACGUAGAACCACAGUUAGUACGAAUUGGUGAGAGACUAGGUAGAUAUAGGGAUGGCAAAAAAUUGCAGGCUGUGGUUGACAGCAUUGAUUCUUCCUCGUCUGCUUCCUUUGCCUCUUCCACAUUUUCAUCAAUAUCCUCGUCCGUCUCAUCCGCGCACGCUACAAGUGCAUCCUCGACCUCCAUUUCUUUAUCCGUUUCUACUUCCUCUACCAAAUCACCAGAAAAGACCCCUUUAAGUGAAGAUGAGAUCAGAGAAAAUGCUCGAAACGUCGUUGCAAAAGAUUUAACAACCUGGCAAGAAAAGUUCUCCAAGGCGGCAGAUGAAGGUUCUGACGAAAUCGAUGAGCGAGUGAUAGAGAUCACUGAGAGAUUGGUUCAAAAUCAAGCCAAGAAAGUAGGAUCUGCACUACUCAUCGAAUUGGAGGAGGCUAUUAAGUCGAAUCUCGAGUCGCUCAAGUCUACAAUAGUUUCAAUCGUCAACGCCAAGAAAGAUCCCGAAGAAUCUGAAGAAUCGCUCAACACUGCUGUCCGAAAAGCAGGAGUUGCAAUCAAGGAAAAGGCUCAAGCCGUCCGAACUUGGCGACAAAGCUUUGACGCGGAGACGAAUUCACUUAUUGGGAAAUCGGUCAAAGAUACGUUUGAUAUCAUUGAUCAUAUAAGGGACCUGGGUUUGCAAGAAAUCGGAAUGCGAUGGGCCUGGACCGAUGGAAUUACUCAUAAAGAUUGGACCAAAUAUCAUGCGUUGAAGAGUAAAUUUGAAGAAUGGCGACUUGAUGUUGAAAAAGUCGUCACUGAUCAUCCAGGUCUUGCGAAAGCUCGAGCAGCCUCGGAAGACGUGGAGAGUAAAGCAAUGGGUCUUGCUGGAGAUGCAGCAGCUGAAUUAUCUCGUAUUAAAGAGACUGGUAAAUGGAAGAUAUCGACCGGCGAUUCCAGUGAGGAUUUCAGCACCAAAUAUGUGCCGCCCGCAGUUGAAGUCGCUGGCCAAAAGGUCAUGGAAAAGAUCAGUGAGGCCACUGAUGCUAUGGCCGGUACCACACAAGGAACUCUAGAAUCUGUCUCGUCAGUCGCUAAUCAGGCGGCUUCAUCCAUCUCUUCUGGUGUCAUUGGCACACCUCAAGGAAGUAUUGAAAGUGCUAGCUCUGUUGUGGGUGAAAAAAUUGGUAGUAUUUCGCAACAGGUAUCAUCAUCUAUAAUUGGUGAGCAACCGGGAGUUGUUAGCCAGGCUUCAAGCAGUGUCCAGUCUGCAGGCUCUGCUAUUUCUAGUUCUGCGUCCAGUCUUUCCGAUGCCGCAAGUUCAUCAAUAUCAUCCAUCAGCAGCGUAAUUUCCGACGAAGCUUCAACGGUAUCCAAAUCUCUCGAGUCCGCAUCAUCUUCUAUUGCCAGUUCUUUAUCAAAGAGUGCAACCGACGCUACCAGUUCCCUAAGCUCAUCUGCAUCGGUCGCGUCAAGUACAGCAUCCAGGAAAGUUUGGGGUGGAGCAAUAGCUGCUCACGUUGAGGCACGACAAAUUAUUUUUGAUGAUGUCAUUGAUGAUUCUGACGAGGAAACUUACAGUGAGAAGAUACAAAGUAUGGCAAGCGUGGCUGGGGAUCAAUUCAGUGACAUGACAAGAGCAGUCAGCGAAGCAUUGUUGAGACCAACUAGUACACAAGGAUCUGUGGAGAGUGUAACCAAGCUUGCUGCUGAGCAAUAUUCUAGUGCUUUGUCUGCUGCGAGUUCGGUUCUAUAUUCAACGCAACAAGGGACUGGUGAAAGUGUUGCUAGUAUUGCCACAAGUCGAUAUGCUGAUGCCAUUGCUGCGGCAAGCUCCAUCAUCUAUGGCACACCUGCACCAAAGCUGGAUUCCGCCGCAAGUUCGGCUAAGUCUGUCUACAGCGACGCAUUGUCAAGGGCAUCAGAUCACUACUUACAAGCAAAAUCUGUUGUCUCAGCUCAAGUUUCGGGAUCUGCAAAGCCGGUUCACCAGGAAAUGUUUAGUUCUGUUGAAUCUGCUUACACCGAUGCCGUUAAUGCAGCUAGUUCCAGACUUCAAGUUGCACUUUCUGGCGUAUCAACCGCUGUGUAUGGCGCUCCUACCGGCGCCAUAGAAUCAAUACAAUCAGUAGCCGCAUCAAGACUCUCAGAGGGCCUCAAAGCUGCUUCCUCUCAAUACGAUGCUGCCAAGAAACACAUUGGCCCCGCACCUACCCCAGCUGCUCAACAACUACUCUCCCAAGCUCAAAAUCAAUACUACGCCGGUAUCGGUCUAGCUCAUGUCAGAUAUUCCGAGUUUCUUGAGGCGGCAUCUUCAGCUGUCAUGCCAACUCAGAGACCAUUUCACGUGAGUAUUUAUGAUAAAGCCAGCGCCAGUAUUAUCGGGACUUCUACACCAGCAUACGAAGCAGCUCUAUCUCAAGCUUCAAAAGAGUACUCUAGUGCUGUCGCAAAGGCCCAAGCAGGACUUGAUAAAGUCAUUGAAGGACUAUCCAAUGUUGCUAGUGAUGCUGUACCCGCUGCAAAGUUUACUGAUCUUGCGUCGUCUCGUUUUGCUAAGGCAUCAUCUCAAGCUUCUGCGAGCUACGCUAGUCUUUCUUCCGAAAUAUCUCAAAAAAUGAAUGCUGUCACUUCUAGCAGCACAACACCACUUCCUGAAUCUCUUGCGUCUGUCGCUAGCGAAAAUUGGGAAGCUCUCAUCACGAAAGCUAGUCAUCAAGUCUAUGGAUCCCCCACACCAUAUUUUGUUACAGGCAAUUUCCUCUCGAAUGUACAACAAUAUGCUGCACAAGCUACAGACGGUGCAGCGUCUCAAUAUUCGGCUGUGCAAUCGCUUAUCAAUGAGCUCGUGGUUGGAAAAGAACCCGAUUUCACCGAAAGCGUCUACAGUCGAUUGAGCUCCGCUUACUAUACGGGUGCAGGUGACGCUGUUUCUUCGGCGUCAUCUUAUGCAAGUCAAGCUUACGCAUCGGCUAGUUCCGUCGCAAACUCGAUCUUCACCCCUCCUCCUGCAAUCGAGAAAAUUCUUGAUGCUGCUUCCCUUCACCUCAACGAGGCUGUUGAAGCUGCUAGUGCUCAGUACUAUGGUACCGAAAAGGGUGCUUAUGAAAAGGCUACCGAGGCAGCUGCUUCUGCUUCUGCUUCUGCCUCUAGCGCUGCGAGCGAGGGCAUAUAUGGUACACAAUCAGGAUAUGCAGAUCAAGCUCAACUUUCGAUUUCAAACGCCGCUGCCUCCGCCCAAAAGGCGAUUUCAGAAGCAAUCUACGGAACACCCACUGGCACUUAUGAGUCAGCAACUCAGGUUAUAGCAGAGAACUUUUCUUCUGCAACUUCUGCGGCUGCAGAAUCCUAUUCAGCUGCGCAAGCUAAAGUUUCGGAAGCCAUCUAUGGCCAUGAACAAGGAGCUGUGGAGAGUGCGCAAUCAAGAUUAAAUGCAGCAGUUGAGUCAGCACGAGCUAAGCUAACAGAGUUCGCAUCAUCGGUUGGAGAAGGUGGAAAUGAAGCUCUCAGUAAAGCGAGUGAGGGUGUUGAGCAAAUGGCUAGUAGUGUGGGGAGUGUCGUUGGAGAGGCCACCCAAGCUGUUGGUGGAAAAAAAGACGAAUUGUGA